UGUGUCAUCAUCUUUCUCAGGAUUCCCACCCACAGUUUCAGGAGAACUUCACUCUCUGUGUGGCAAGGAGUCUAGUCUUUCCUCUUUAAAUCCAGCAGGGUCUACAGCAGGCUUCCCCCGUCAGAAACUCAGAGCAGAGCCAAACAUCCAUCAGGAUCAGACGAUGAGGAGCAGAGUGGGGCUGUGUGUGUUGGGCCUGCUGUGCCUCCACAGCUCAGUCUUUGGGCAGGCAUUGGAUGUUCAGCCCGGCGUCCUGAUCUUCUGUGACGACCCGUCGGUGGAGAAUGCCGUCAACAGCGCUGUGAACAAGUACAACGAGAGAUUGAGCACCGGACACAAGCUGGCCCUCUUUCAUAUACUAUCAGCUAGUAAGUCAGAGAACGGCUCAGACUCGGUGUACUCGCUGCAGUUCACCAGCAGGAGGAGUGACUGUCCAGCUGGGAGCAACAAACCCUGGACAGAAUGCGACUAUCUGUCUUAUGAACGCAAGAAGCCGAUUUCAUGCAAUGCCACAGUCUACAUGACAGAGACUGAAGCAGACACUAAGCAGGUGGAUUGCCUGCUCGACGAUGUCAUCAUCCCAGAGAAAGCCCCCUGUUUGGGCUGCCCUAUGGAGGUUGAUGAGAACUCAGAAGACCUUAAGUUUCCUCUCUCCGUCUCCAUCUCCAAGUAUAACUCCAUGUCCGACUCUACUCACUUGUUCACCCUGUACAGUGUCGGCUACGCCACCAGACAGGUGGUGGCAGGUUUCAGGUUCAAGCUGAGGUUUGAUAUGAAGAAGACUACCUGCGCCAAGGCCGAACACAAAGACCUCAACGAUCUGUGUGUCCCUGAUGAUCAGAAUGCGGAGUAUGCUAACUGUAACUCUACAGUGGAUGUAGCACAAUGGAGAUUAGAGGUUCCACAGCCCCACAUAGAGUGUGAAGCAGGGGCACUGCCUCCGAUUUUCACCAGGCGCCGUCCUCCUGGCUGGUCUCCACUCAGAAACAUCCUGCUCAGCAAUUCCCCCUCACCUCCAGCUCCACCCUCUGCACCAUCCACCAAAGAUUCAGCCAAAGAAGAAUCCUCUGAGGAGGACACCACAGCCCCCAAGAUGUCCACCUCCCCUGAUGUGGCCACAGAAGCUGUGAAUGACAGCCCCUUCCACUGCCCAUCCAAGCCCUGGAAACCUUUCAAUCCGGUCCAUUCUGCAGCUCCUACGAAGGCCGCCACAGAGGAGUUCACCCCACUGUACCCAGCAGAAGGGGUGGGGUGGAGUGAUACAGACCUGGUGGGAUAAAUGUAUCCUCAAGGGAACCACAUCUACAUUCAAAAUGAUCUCACUUGUCAAACUCUCUCAACAGAUGUUUUUGGUUGAUUUUGUAGACCUCUCUUAUACUAGGUUGCAUUGCAAGGAUUUUCUUAGAGACAUCUUUGGGGGUGUAAUGCAGAUUUAAAACACAAAAGGGUUAAGUCAAUAAAAUAAGCAGUUAAGGUGAUAAAAAGCAUUUUUGUUUUGGUCCUGUAACUCCUCAGAAAGCACUGAAAAAGGAUUGAAUUGAUGACAAAGCUCGAGACUGUUAUCAAAAGAAUUGCUGAUUGAGCGUUUCUUUUGAGUAAAUCAAAGUAAUGAGUGAUUAGGUCGUGUUGGGUCUUCAGAGAUGUGAGGAUGGAAAAAAAGUAGAUUGGAAAUCUGUCACUCUCAAAACGAAACGAAACAAUACAAAAUAAAAUAUAACUAUGUUCUGUG
Anarrhichthys ocellatus (wolf-eel) is the source of this 1729-nucleotide messenger RNA. RefSeq names its product kininogen 1 (gene kng1). Lineage: Eukaryota; Metazoa; Chordata; Actinopteri; Perciformes; Anarhichadidae. The transcript is spliced from 9 exons. Gene Ontology annotation, biological process: negative regulation of endopeptidase activity; positive regulation of cytosolic calcium ion concentration; negative regulation of blood coagulation. Gene Ontology annotation, cellular component: blood microparticle; extracellular region. Gene Ontology annotation, molecular function: cysteine-type endopeptidase inhibitor activity. The coding region runs from base 164 to 1279 and encodes 371 amino acids. The record is from RefSeq and is a predicted model, not a curated record.